UGAACUAUGAACGAAAAGAAUAUUAAAACACAAUGAGAAUUGAAAAGUAAUGAAUUUGUUAAGCAAAACAGUAAAAACACAAUACAAGAUACAAGUCACGAUGGAACUUAGAUCACGAGUAUCGAGUAUCAGGAGAGCUCUUUACAUUGGCAGUGAGUGAACAACAACGUCAAUGUUUUCACAUAACCACAAUUUUCGAAAAUUCUCGAGAAAAAAGUGACCAUUUCAGUCCAUACAGUAACACCCCCUGUUGCUCAUACACACAACUGAGCUAUAGCGAGAAGACCAGUAGUUACAGCUAACUAGAUUUUUCUCCAUAUUUAGCAGACAAUGAAAGUUUUCUUCGAGUAGUUUAUAUCAGCAGUUGCCAAAAACAACAUCAAAAGAAGAAGAAGAAGAGAUAAAUAUAACCUAAAAUUUUCAAGUCAAAAUGUUUCAAAUCUGGGAGUUUUGUAUAGAUACCUGGCAAUUUAUAGUAAAAUGGGAUUAGAUAAGUUAAAAUUGAUAGUUUUCGAUUUAGAUUACACCCUAUGGCCUUUUUGGGUUGACACUCACGUUUCCCCACCGUUCAAAAAAAGGUCUGAUGGAAUGAUUAUAGAUUCUGUUGGCUCAAAAAUAUCUUGUUACCCAGAGGUUCCAGACAUUUUGAAGAGCUUGGAUGAGCAAGGUUUCACCUUGGCAGUGGCAUCACGUACCUCUGAAAUAAAGGGGGCCAGGCAGUUGAUAGAACUCUUUGGAUGGGAUAAAUAUUUCAGUUACAAGGAGAUAUUUCCUGGCAAAAAAGUGACCCACUUCAAUAAAAUCAAGACUCAAUCUAAUGUUGAUUUUUGUGACAUGAUAUUCUUUGAUGAUGAACAGAGAAAUAUAAGGGAUGUGUCUGCCUUAGGGGUCACUUCCAUUUUUGUGACAAAUGGAGUAUGCAAGUCUGUUAUAGAAGAAGGAAUAAACAGAUUUCAAGAAAACCGAAAAUAGUUCUUAUUAAGAAAAAGAGAGAGGGGCUCAGAGCCUGUCAACAUUUGUAAUUCUGUAGAUUUCAUCCAUUCAUGAUAUCUGGGAAAAAAUCUUGUUUAAAC
Messenger RNA from Phaedon cochleariae (mustard beetle), 1073 nucleotides. NCBI's taxonomy places the organism in Eukaryota, Metazoa, Arthropoda, Insecta, Coleoptera, Chrysomelidae. The record is from the annotation of a GenBank genome assembly.